AUGUCUGUUGACGAACACUUGAACCAGGGUACUGGUGAGAAACAAUAUCGCCGUCGAGACUUACGUAAUGGACUAGCUUCACGCAUGGGUCUGGGGGAAAGCACGUAUCGGGCGCGAGAGUACGGCCCCUCGCGCCGCUCACGUUUCAGGGACCGGCGAGACGCAAGGCCUCCUCCGCCUACACAUCAGAGAGUGCGUUUUUUAAACAUUCCCCUUGAUGUGAGCGACUAUGAGAUUGACGACCUUUUAAAGGACCUACCCAAACCAUUGUAUAGCAAAUUUUACGAUCACGAGGAUAGCCGCAGCGCCGUGUUUGAGUUCGAGGACCACAGCAUCUUGGACAAGUGCGUCGAACUUUACAAUGGCCUCGAGCUACAUGGUGCGAAGAUAACAGUGGAAAUUUUUGAACAGCAGGGAAGGUUCGCUGACAGUACAAGGACAAACCGCUCUACAGAUCACGUUGAGAAAGAAGCCGGCUUCAAAACAGGUCGGCCACGUGGGAAAGCUCGGGCAACCAAGAAGGAGAAGCCGCCACAGCCCACGCUGGAAGACCUUGAUGCUGAAUUAGAUGCCUAUAUGAAUGGGAACUGA
Eremothecium gossypii ATCC 10895 is the source of this 591-nucleotide messenger RNA. It is a transcript of the gene YRA2, whose product is annotated as Yra2p. The record is from RefSeq and is marked provisional. Gene Ontology annotation, molecular function: nucleic acid binding. Bases 1 to 591 code for a protein of 196 amino acids. NCBI's taxonomy places the organism in Eukaryota, Fungi, Ascomycota, Saccharomycetes, Saccharomycetales, Saccharomycetaceae. The transcript is spliced from 2 exons.